Molecule: messenger RNA, 3057 nt
Organism: Archocentrus centrarchus (flier cichlid)
Lineage: Eukaryota; Metazoa; Chordata; Actinopteri; Cichliformes; Cichlidae
Product: lymphotoxin-alpha-like
Exons: 4
Coding region: 172-879 (235 amino acids)
Biological process (GO): immune response
Cellular component (GO): membrane
Molecular function (GO): tumor necrosis factor receptor binding
Source: RefSeq, a predicted model, not a curated record
AUUUCACGCUGUCCGUGAAAACCAGCCCUCAAAAAGAGGAAGUUCGUGUUUCACUCUCGAUACUCUGUGAAACUCGUUUAAACCGAGACUUUCAACAACGUGGGCGACACCUAAUAAAUGGAGAUGGAGGAUGGGAGCCAGCAGCUAAUCCAGGAAUAGCAAAGCAGAGGCAUGGAGGAAGACAGAUGGAGCUACGAAGGAGGAGCGGAGGCAGUGCUUCAGAAUAAGAACACCUAUGUUCAGCUACUGCGACGGAGCGAGACGCGAUACAAGCGAAUGGCAAAGAUUUUAGCUGUGGCACUGGUCCUGGUGCUCGCUGGAGCUCUGCCUUUACUACUCACGGUUUUACUUGGAAGGCAACAUGUGCCACCGGACAGCCAGCCAACGAUGCCCCCUGCCAGCCUGUCAGGCAUCAAACCAGAAACUGCAAGACAUGAAAAUCCCAAGAUUCCAAGUGCCAUGCUAACAGCUCCUACAGGGAACAACACUAAUGGGAAGUACCUCCAAUGGGCACAUGACAUUGGCAUUGCUUACUGUCACGGAGGCUUCAACUACUCCAAUGGGGAUCUUGUGGUGCCCAGAAACGGCCUGUACAGUGUCUUUCUGCAGAUCACGUAUCAGAUGGAAUGUCCUGGCCGUACGAUAAAACUGAUGAACACGGUGUCACAUGUUAAAGAAGAAUACGGGAAGGAUAUGAAUCUCCUGUCAUCAAGCCACACAGUGAGCUGCAGCACAGACGGCUGGAGUAAAUCCCUCUAUACAGCUGGCUUGUUUUUCCUGAAAGCAAAAGACAGACUACAUGUGACUUCAUCAUAUCCAGAAUAUAUUACCAAGAGAGAAUAUGAGGUGUUCUUUGGCGCUGUGUUUUUGUCUCACUAAUAUCUUGCUCACACACUCGGGAUUGCCCAAAUCUGACCUUGAGGUUGGUUUUAGCAUCUUAUCCAGGAAACCAGUGUAGGUUAAUGGUUCCCCUUUUUACGCUUUCUGAUCAUGAAACGUAUGCAGCUACUGAUUGAUUUACAGCAGUGAGAAGCUACUGAAGAAGCUACAAGAGCAGGUUUAAUUUAUCUUUGCAUCGUUUUUAACUCAUUAACUACAGCUCACAUUGACAUACUGACUCCUAAACAGUGGUUUACUAUUUUAAAAAAUAUAUUUCCUUAACACCACUGGACUUUAUAAACUCCACAGCUCAUCAAAUAUAACCUACUACUUCUUUUAUAUGUUUAGAAUAAACAUGUGUUUUGCCAUUGCUGAUUGCUGGUGAUAGCCCCUUUUUAAGUGUUUCAGGACAAGAACAAAAUAAAAACCAAACAAAUUGUUAUUACAUAUCAAUAUUUCUUGUUUACUUGUGGAGUUUGGUUCAGAUCACCUAAAACCAUAGUCUAAAAGCAAAUGUUAGAGAUGACCAAGGGUGAAUUAUAUGCUGGAAUGUGGUGAAUAGAGGCACUGCUCAGAAAUGUUCAGUAGAGAGUAAAUCUGCCAGUGAUUUCUAGUCGCAUACACACUUAUGGACUGUAUUUUUUUUUUUUCAGUCACAGCUAACAAGGACUUGGCAACUAGGGGCUGCCCUCGAAAGUGAGCCAAUCCCCAUAGAUUCCCAUGUUAAAGUGCCAAACUUAAAAUAUUAAAAAGCUCUUUCAGAGCAAUUUGCAAAAAUAGUUUUGGUCUUUGGAGCUAAUUUCCACCUUAAUUUUUAUGUAACUCACUCGUUUAAAUUAUAUCAAAACUUAAAAGUUACACUUUAUUAGGCCACUUUGGCUGAAUUGGAGGCUGUUAAUUUCAGCUGUACCUGGGAGUGAAUAGCAUGAAUUGCUGUUUGGCCAAAAGGCUAAACAUGAGACUUUAAAACAAGAUUUACAAAACCAAUCAUAGCUGUGUCCAUGUUUUAUAAUACAAUAAGCUUUAUACUUAAAAAAUAAAGUUCUUUUGUCUUGGGUAGGGUUAGAGGCUAUGAGCCUGAAAGUCAGAGUCGCUAAGUGGAUAUUGGGAUUGCAUCUUGCUAAAGUCAUGGGAGGUUAAACUGAAGUACUGAAUGCAAAGUGUGAAUGACAAGACUGCAUUAAUGUCAAGAGUAGCAGCUGAGAUUAUAUCAAAGGAAUGCAGCAGAAAGAUGAUUGGCCAAAUAUGGUGGUGAAAGGUUUUGUGAGUGAAAGGAAUUUUAAAGGCACAGGAAACCAAAUGGAGCAGAAAGAUCAGCUGAACAGUUGUAAAUUCAGAUGACUGCAACUUUUACUGUUGUACAAUUUAAAUUUGAAUCCCACAAGCAGGUUCUGUUUAAAUGUAACACUGGUUACUUAGUGUCCAGCGUUACAAUAAAUUAGAUAACACCUUAUUGCAUUGCAUUGUAACAGCCUGCUCAGUGGGGCUGAUUUGGCAAGUGUUAAGAGUAGUGGAGACUUGCAGAGUUACAAGUAGACCAUUACACAUAAACCAAGCCCAGUCCUGCAGCCAUGAUAAGAUUUCUAAACCUGUGAUGGUUUUAUCAGGUAAUAACGCCUAAAUAUGUGGUGAUAAAAGUAUUUUGUGGCCACACUUUUUAUUGUGCUUUGACAUAAUGUUUGUAAAUGUCAUAACAUUUAGCACAGCAGCGUGUACUGCGUGUACUGACAAGUAGGAGAAUUUGUCCAAGCCAUAGACUUAGUUCACUGAUGUGUAAUACAACUAUAAAUAAAGUGCGUGCAAUGUGGGGUGAUGCUACAGAGAUGACUCAGGUGUAGAGCUGGUGAUGGAUUACAAAAAAAACUUUAUACCAUUGUAUUUAUGUGUGGUUGAAUUUACCUUUUUUUUUUUCUCUUUUUGACCGUCACUGUAAACAUGAAAACAUAUAUGAAACCUUUUACUUUGUUAUAUUUUUAGCCUAUGAGGUGCUGUUGUGUGCUUAGACCUAUUUAACAAGCUUAGAAAUGUGUUUUUGUAUUUAAUUAUUUAAUUCAUUGCUUGCAGGGAAUUCUGUACUCUUCAGCUGGUGCUAUGUAAAUCAGCAUUUCUUACAAUGAAAGAAUUUAUAUAAUUUGUGAACUUUUAUAUUUGUUUGUGGCUUGGAGAGAUAUUCUAAAA